CCCCAGCAGGAAAGGCCAGGAUGGCAUAUAUAUCAUUUACGCCGACACCAGAAGAGAGGUCUUCUGUGACAUGACGACAGAUGAAGGUGGUUGGACGGUAAUUCAGAAACGAGAAGAUGGCGAUGUUGAUUUUUUCAGGACAUGGAAAGAGUACAAACACGGAUUUGGGAAUGCCUCUAAAAACUACUGGAUAGGGAAUGAUGCAAUCCAUGCUUUAACACGGGAUCAAAACCAAGAGCUCCGAGUGGACCUAAGAAGAUAUAACGGAGAACAGGGUUAUGCGAAAUAUACUACAUUUUACAUCGGAGAUGAAAACAAUAAAUACACUAUAACAGUAUCUGGAUACAGCGGGACAGCGAAUGACAGUUUGGCUUAUCACAAUGGUAUGAGAUUCAGCACAAAAGAUCAGGAUAAUGAUGCAAGUGAAAAUGAUGAAGACUGUGCCAUACGGUAUCGAGGAGCUUGGUGGUACCGUUGGUGUCUCAAAUCAAAUCUGAACGGCGAGUAUGCGCAGACGGCUGUAAUUGGUCCUAGGUACCCGGUAUGGAGGUUCUGGAUGAAUAGUUAUGAAGCGCUCAAGAAGACUGUAAUGAUGAUUAGACACAAAAAAAUAAAGUAA
This is a messenger RNA of Saccostrea echinata, 619 nucleotides long. RefSeq names its product ficolin-1-like. Lineage: Eukaryota; Metazoa; Mollusca; Bivalvia; Ostreida; Ostreidae. The record is from RefSeq and is a predicted model, not a curated record. The transcript has 4 exons. The coding region runs from base 71 to 619 and encodes 182 amino acids.